Messenger RNA from Acanthochromis polyacanthus (spiny chromis), 3455 nucleotides. RefSeq names its product inflammation and lipid regulator with UBA-like and NBR1-like domains. Gene Ontology annotation, biological process: macroautophagy. Gene Ontology annotation, cellular component: phagophore assembly site. Gene Ontology annotation, molecular function: ubiquitin binding. Lineage: Eukaryota; Metazoa; Chordata; Actinopteri; Pomacentridae. Bases 127 to 999 code for a protein of 290 amino acids. The record is from RefSeq and is a predicted model, not a curated record. The transcript has 5 exons.
CAGACAGGCACCACACUCAGUCAUGUGACAUGCGCACUCGGCCCUGUUGUUGAGUUUGUUAUGACAAGUCGAGGCCUCGGACUAAAUUAGGAGCGAAGCCCCCGUGUCUGUCCGGGCGAAUCCGCAAUGGAGGGCAUGGACCUGGAUCUGGACCAGGAGCUCAUGCAGAAAUUCAGCUGCAUGGGCACAACGGACAAAGAUAUCCUAAUAUCGGAAUUUCAGAGGCUUCUCGGGUUUCAGCUAAACCCCGCUGGAUGCGCCUUCUUUCUGGACAUGACCAACUGGAAUUUACAGGCAGCCAUCGGAGCUUACUAUGACUUUGAGAGUCCCAACAUCAGUGCACCGUGCAUGUCUUUUGUGAAGGAUGUGACAAUUGGUGAGGGCGAAUCAGUUCCACCUGACACACCUUUCACAAAGACCUGGAGGAUACAGAACACAGGUGCAGAGUCAUGGCCGCCCGGGGUUUGUCUGAAGUAUGUAGGAGGAGAUCAGUUUGGUCAUGUAAACAUGGUGAUGGUGCGCUCUCUAGACCCCCAGGAAAUGACUGACGUUAGUGUGCAGAUGCAGAGCCCUGUGUCUCCCGGCAUGUACCAGGGCCAGUGGAGAAUGUGCACAGCCACAGGACUUUACUAUGGAGAUGUCAUCUGGGUGAUCCUGAGUGUGGAGGUCGGAGGCCUCCUCGGCGUCACACAGCAGCUUUCCUCUUUCCAAGCCGAGUUCAACACCCAGCCUCACCGCAACCUGGAAGGAGACUACAACCCCUUCGCCUCGCCAGAGAAGAGCAAGUGCCCCAACAGCAACAACAACAGCCUCCACGAUGACAGCGGCCAUAGAGUCGCAGAGGAACAUUGGCAGGGAAACCCAAACCAGCUGCAGCAAGACCAGAAUGGACUUUCACACAACUCUGUGGAUAUAGUAGCAAACAGUCUACAAAGCAAUCUAUCAGUAGUCUCUUGUAACCAGGGUAUACAGGAGCCCUAUCCUUUUGGCCACUCUUAAAUCAUGGGACUUGUCACAGUGAAGCAGCACUAAAAUCGUACCUCUGGAGUCUGUCACACCAACAGGAGAAAGAAGAUUCUUUAUCAGUAGCUGGUGGAGAGUGUGAAGAUUCAAAAACACUUUAUGCAAAGUCCAGUUCCACUUUGACAAACCAGAGGCCAACGCUCCUGACGUGCAGCUCAACCAACAUCCCGCACCCACUGUAUGCACGUGUGAAUGCUAAGUUAAAAAUGAGUGCUAUGAGUCUUUUGAGUGAUAAUUUUGUUUUUCUUUUCUUUUUUCUUUCAGACUUUUUUUUUAGAUGUCAGAGUGCACAUGAAACAAUGAUGACCGGAGAGUGUGUUUGUGAACUUUUUGUGUAGAUGUAUGUGCAUUGUGCAACCUGAAAAAGAGACUUUGGAGGAAAAGCCAUUUAUUUUGCCAACUGAUUCUCCAGUUUCUGCUCCAACUUUUGCUAUAUUGAUCGGGUUUGGGGACCUUCGGGUCUCUUUACGACUAAAUGUGAUAAUGUGGGCGUUCCUGAAACAUUAGCUUUUUAAUAUUAACUUUUAAUGUACCAUUUUUUUUAAAAGAAGCCACAAUUUACAGAGUCUCAGUUAAGCUAAUCACCUUUACCAGUGUUUUUCCACAUAGCUCAAGCAAUAUGGACAAUUUUUUCUAUGCUGUCAUGGUACCUGCAAUUUUAGAAGCAAUGCAAUGUUGCUCCACUGGAGGGAGUCAGCCAUUACAGUUAGGUUUAGUGUGGGUCAUCUUUUUUCUUAAACAUUUUUAAAGCUAGAAUUUAGAGCCAACAAAUUAAUUUUGUCUUCUGGAUGCUUUUAGAGCUACUAACUAUAUGGAGAUUAGAAAAAGUUGUAUGACACUGAAUCGUUGCUGACGCCUACAAAAUCUACAUGUAUGAAACAGUAGAAGAAUAUUAUCAGAGUAUUCAUUAUUAGUAAAUCCUCCCUGUUCAUGGUCUACAUCCAAGAUUUAGCUCAGUUUUCCAUGCUGACAUAAACGAUACUCAAGACAACAAGAUUUGUUUAAAAAACAAAACAAGCAGAAAAGACUUUAAAUUUAAAGCUAUCUUGGACUUGUUUGUAACAUAUUAAGUUGAAUGUAUUUGAUGAAUGUAGAGGAGGAUAAUGUUUUUGGAAAGUAUAUUAAUUUACCCAAAGAUUCUAUUUGCAUCGAACUGGCAGUUAUUUCAAUGUAAUUAUUGUUCUGCAUUUUCUUAUCUCGUCAAAAUUUGCAUUUAAAAGUUUGCAAGUGGUCUCAUUGAUAAUUCACAUUUAAAUUAUUUUAUCUCUGAUAAAAUUAUAGAAUGGUAUCUUUUGGAAUUAUUACUGUAUAUUCACUUAAUAACUGGCUAAUCUAUGCACUGAGUAAUGUGACUUCCAUGACAAGGUCUGUGCAUACAGGGUGACCCAGAAGUUUGGAAACAAAUGAAAAGUCUAUAAUCCAAAUAAUAUGUUAUUUCAAUAAAUCAGUACCACAGAUUUAUUCAGAAGAGUAACAGAUUAGUGUAAAACAAACAUAUUUUGACAUGUUCAUGUUUGUUUCUUAUACAAAGACGUGAACGUUUCCACCAACUGGUUACACUGGUUACACUGGUAUCUUCUGGAAUGUAUCUUCAUUCAUGCUUAUGAAGGUUCCUCAAACUGGACAGUAAAUGUUGCCUCAUAGUACUUUUUGAUGUUGAAAAAAAAUUAAAACUGUCAGAUACUUUACCAUCAAGAGUUUUGAAAUCUGACACUGAUGGCCUGCAUUUUGAAGUUAUGCUCCAGCACACCUGGAUCUUAUGGUUCUAUUAAUUUUCUUCCGAGUUAUUGCACUCGGCAGAUACUAUGCUUUUAAGUUAUUUUAUUAUGCUAUAACAAAAAUGGGUAAAAUAAGAGUGAAUUCAUGCACCCCCAACUGAAACAGACACUGCAGUUAAACUUUGUUUCCCAACUUUUGGGUCACCCUGUAUUUUUCCUCUCCAAAGCACAGUUAAGGCCUGAAGGGGUUGUCAGCUCUGUGAUUUUAUCUGUCAUCCACAGCCAGUGUGUUCGACCACCUUGUCAGGUAAACACUCUUUCUAUUAAGGCACUAACUGUAAGCCCCAGGGGUCCCGAGCCUCGACAGCAAGACAAUACCAGCCAAUACCGCAAUUAGUCCCGAGGACCCCUGGGCUCUUGCGGUUUCUUACAACAAAGCGAUUUUUUUCUGUCAGUCACAAGAAUGACAAAUGUUUCUCCGUGCCGUCAGCGGCAGUUACUGUCACUGUCAGCUCUUCAAGUGCAACAUGUGCUUUGUUCUUCAUGUAAUAUCUCUGAAGUUUCCACUGGCCAGAUUGCAGAAUGAAUCAGUUGGCAUUAGACUCAUACAACAGCACAUUGACAUGAGUGAGGAAGUGCAAACAGAUGAAAGCUUUUCCCCCCUCUGUAUGCCUGAUGAAUGUUUGUAUGAUUAAAUUAUCACUGAAAACUAAA